Messenger RNA from Symbiodinium natans, 2775 nucleotides. The record is from the annotation of a GenBank genome assembly. NCBI's taxonomy places the organism in Eukaryota, Dinophyceae, Suessiales, Symbiodiniaceae.
AUGCCUCGGACACAAGAGAUUCCCUCUCAGUUGUCCUUCACAUCUCGGGCUGGCCAGCAGAAGCUUGGAGGCCUGUACCAGCUCAUCGAGGGCCAGAUCUCCAACGGCUUCCCCGUUUGGAAGAGGGUUGGAGUCGGGGAACAGGCAUGGAUCUACAGUGGUCCCAACAAGAAGUGGUACGUCAGCUGUAACAAGGUAGUUGAGGAGUCCGAAUUUCAGUGUGGUCGUGGCCUGGUCUCCAGCAUCGAUGAACACCGAGGACUCCUUCCCAACAUGCUCGAGGAGCACUCUUGGCAAUACAAGGACAGUCGUGGGUGGAACAAGGAUCUCUCCAUUCGUUUUGUGUUGCCCUCCUCACCUGCGCCAGAGACGAUUUACGUGACGUCGCCGCAUGGGCAUCAGAAGCUUAGUGGAGAAUAUCGGCAUAGCGACGGGCAGCUCGCGAAUGGCUACCCAUUCUGGAAGCGUGCCGGAUAUGGGGAGGAAGCGUACCUUUACAGUGGCAGGUAUGUUGUGAGCAGAAAUCUAGCGAUCGAAAGGCCUACUGCCGCAUACCUUCGCCGGGGCUUCGCGAGGCAGAAGCGUGGCAAAGUAGCGGUCUUGAAGCAUCCCCUAGCUGGGACUGUUCAGACCGUGGAUCUUGUUCUGACAGGCUGGGGCAUCAAGACGAGCGAGGGCUGGCAGCAGGACGAUGACAUCCGAAGCUUGACCGGCAACCACUGCGACUCCUUACAUGUGCUGCUUCCCGUGACCCGUGUGGCAGAGCUGUUUCCUAUCAGGAAUAACCACCACACCAUUCGAGCAGCCACCUGCGCUGCUCUGGGUGACAUCACAGCCCAAGGCAUGCUUGCGAACGGACAUCCUGUUUGGAAGAGAAGUGGCGCGGGGGCCGUAGCUUGGCUGUACAGCGGCACCAAUGGGCGGUGGUGCAUCGCCGGCCACGAGGUGGCGAGCCAGAAGUUUAGGUGCAGCCUGGCUCAGAUGCGUUCUCACCCUCACUUCGGGUCCAUGCCGCAUCGGCAAACCUCCUGGCUUUUGCAAGACGAGGAUGCCUGGUGUGAAGAUGAAGAAAUCCGGCUGGGAACGUCGCCUCCAACAGCUGCCGCAGAUGUGUAUUUGUCGACCCCCAAUGCAGAGCAGAAGAAGGCAGGCAGAUAUCAACUUGUGCAAGGCAUGCUCGUCCAUGGCUAUCCGACGAUAUGGGUAGGUGGAAGUUCGGGUGAAAAGAUUCUGUACACGGGAAGCGAUGGCCGGUGGUACGUCGGCAGUUCAACCGAAGUGACGCAGAGGUCGUACGAUUGCACCCUUGGCAGAGUGUCCUCUGCAGACCCACAUGGCGGGGUAAUGCCGCUUCAGCUCUUCGAUGACGCUUGGCAGUACAAAGCAGAACAAGGCUGGUGCUUGGACGCCGACAUCUGUUUUUCGGCAGAGCCGGCCGAAGCGGUGGUGCAGCUCUACGUGGCCUCGCACAACACUCACAGUCAUGUCAGCGGGAUUUACUCCUUGGUCUCAGGCCAUGUGGCCAACGAUCAGCCACUUUGGAAAAGAGAAGGAACUGGAGAAGAACUUUGGCUGUAUGGCGGCACAGAUGGCAAAUGGCGUGUUGCUGAUCGACAGGCCUAUGAAAAGAACUUUGUUGGCGAAGACGGCUUCAUUUGCUCAAGCCCACAUGGCGGAGUAAUGCCGGACAUGCUGCCAGGGAGAUGGCAUGGGUUCGUGAAUGCGCGUGAAGGAUACUUGCCCGAUCCCGACAUCGCAGUGGUGACCCGUCUACCUGACUAUCCCCUGGAGUUGACGCUCCUGAUGCCCAGCGGACAGCAGAAGCUUGCUGGCAAGUAUCAGAUGGUCUCGGGCUGUGCUGCCAACGGCCAGUGCAUUUGGAAGCGCGUCGGAGCUGGAGAGGAGGCAUGGUUGUACAGUGGAAACACUGGUAGCAUUGGCAACGUUGCAUCGGCAUAUCCUCAUGGAGGAAUGCUUCCUUGCUACGAGACGCGCGGCUGGAAAGUCAAGGAUGCCGAAGGAUGGAAGGCGGCCAGCGACGCGCGCGUGCUGCGAGGAUCCCUGGCCUCAGCUUUCCCGCCGGUGCUGCACGUGGUAUGCUCGCCGGCGCAGCUGGGCAAGUCCGGUGUGCAGCUUGGCUCGUCCAUGCCGUGGAUACGUGAUGGGGCAGGAGACUGGUACCAGCUCCUCUGGGACGAGUAUCUGAAUGGCCAGCCCGUGUGGGGGCGAGCAGAACCGGGCGAGAGCAGUUUGCUGUACAGCUCCUGCGAUGGCUUCUGGUGCAUCUCCCGGCAGGUCUGUGAGAGGCACAGCAAGUGCUGCAUGGGAAGCGUCGCAUCGCUCCUGCCUCACGGCGGCUCCAUGCCUCACCUGUGCUACGAGGGUUGGCAGGUGAAGCGCGAGAGCGGGUGGGACGCAGACUCCAGCCUCAUGGUCCAGACGAAUCCGCCGGAAGGUCCCACAGUCCUACACGUGAGCUGUGAGUCCAGGGAGCACGUCUCAGGCAAGUAUUGGCUUGUUCAAGGUGAGUUCAGGAACCACCGGCAUGUCUGGAAGCGAGCGGGCUCCAGCGAUGGACCGUGGAUCUCCAGCGGCAGCGAUGGCUCCUGGUUUCUGACUUCGACAGCUCCCACGGCUCCGACGGCUUCGACACCUUCGACGGCUUUGGGGCCUCUGGAAGUCACCUCCUUGCGUGGGGAUUCCUAUGUCACGGGCGAGUACUUUCCUGUGGAAGGCCGGGCAGAAUGUCUUUGGCCAAAUGCAGCAAAGCAGUAG